AUGAUACAACUUCCAAGCACGUGGAUAUCCAUAGAAGGGCAUAGGAGGCUAGCUCAAAUCAUCCCAGAUCAUGUGCAAGAAUGGUGGGACAAAUGGGAGAUACGAGGACUUAUUUUGAUUAGCCUUCUCACACAGAUUGUAUUAACACUACUAGGUGACCGUACAAAAUAUAAACCCAAUAUGUGGAUUAGAGCAAUUUUGUGGUCUGCGUAUUUGCUUGCAGAUUGGGUUGCAGCAGUAGCAAUGGGUGUCAUCUCCAGCAGUCUAGGAGACUUCUACAAUAAGGGGGAACAACCAAAGAAUGCUAAUCCUCAGCUUCUAGCAUUUUGGGCUCCAUUUUUUCUAUUGCACCUUGGAGGUCCUGAUUCCAUCACAGCUUAUGCAUUAGAAGACAAUGAGUUAUGGCUGAGGCACUUUGUUGGUUUGUACGGGGAAAGGGCUUGGUCACUAUAUUGUGGAAGUAUCAAACAUCUUCGAGAUUCUUUCCUUAAUUCAUUGGAUUCUUCUAGGAAGAGUGAACUGUGGCAAGAAUCCAGAAACAGUGGAGUAGGAGAAUUGAGGUCAUGUCUUGGAACCAUUUAUAUCUUCAUAAGCCUCUUUGUUGAUUUGGUGUUGAGCCCAUUGGACAAUACUCGAGAUAAACAAAAAUUACAAAAUGAGGCAAUUUACGACUGUAUCAAGCCUUUUACUUGGGUGAAAAUCGAACUUGAAAUUUUGUACGAUGUCUUCUACACCAAGGCAUUUGCAAAUUAUGGCGUCUUGGGUUUUAUCACUCGUUUACUCACUCUAUCUGCCACUAUCGUUGUGCUUGUGUUAUAUGCUAAUUUAAGCGAAAAGAAGGAGCACCAGAUUAUGGAUCACAUCAUUACAUACUUGUUGUUGGUUGGAGCUUUAAUCAUGGAAAUAUAUUCCUUUAUAUUGGUUUCCAUUUCCAGAUGGACAACGAUCUACUUUUCAAUGAAGGGUUUGGGUCAAAUUUGUAUGCCUCUAAGUUGUUUACACUUCCGGUUAUAUGCCUUACGUUUUACACAACGAACUAGUUUGGCACAAUCGAACUUCUUCCAUUUGAUUUGCAGCAAAAGUUUGAAGAUGAAGGGUGAUCAGCUCCCAACGAACAAGUUAGAAAGCACACCCAAGUGUGUUGGUAGUUGCUUAACCUCUCAUUAUUUGCUAGAAACGAUCUUUCGAAACUUGCUGGAUAAAUCAUACACACAGUCAAAUCCUUCGGGUGCCCCUGGAUAUAGGAAUCUUUUGUUGGAAAACAAAGACCCAAUCUUCUCAAGUGAACUUGAAUUUCAUAGAACAAUUAUCACAUGGCACAUUGCUACAGAUCUGUUGUAUUACUCUACCCACGAUUCAUGUUCUGAAGUAGACAGAAGGAAGAAUAACUGCAAGGAGAUGUCUGAUUAUAUGUUUUACCUCCUGGUCAAGCAACGUCACAUGUUGCCCGUAGGAGCAGGGUUGAUAACUCUUCGUGACACAGUAAUUGAAGCCAUGGAAUAUUUUGAACAUGUCAAAGUUCCUCCACAACAAAGCAACUUAUCAGAAACUUGUAAGGUACUGCUUCGACAUGACACAGCCACAGCAGGAGCAAGAGAUGAUGAAGUCCGAAGAUGCAAAGUUUAUCAGUUCUGA
This is a messenger RNA of Sphenostylis stenocarpa, 1635 nucleotides long. NCBI's taxonomy places the organism in Eukaryota, Viridiplantae, Streptophyta, Magnoliopsida, Fabales, Fabaceae. The record is from the annotation of a GenBank genome assembly.